Messenger RNA from Saitoella complicata NRRL Y-17804, 384 nucleotides. Its product is annotated as NADH dehydrogenase, alpha subcomplex, subunit 6. Bases 1 to 384 code for a protein of 127 amino acids. Lineage: Eukaryota; Fungi; Ascomycota; Saitoellomycetes; Saitoellales; Saitoellaceae. Gene Ontology annotation, biological process: response to oxidative stress. The transcript has 5 exons. The record is from RefSeq and is a predicted model, not a curated record.
AUGACGCUCAUGAGCAAAACGAAACCCACCUUCCUCGCACAGAGGACUAUGCAGUCCGGCUCUCACGCCGUUGCUCGCACCCGUGCCCUCAAACUCUACAGAUCCUGGCAGCGAGAAGCGCCUGAGAUCGUCUCUCUAUACCAGUUGGACCUGCCUCUCUCCGUUGUGCGAUCCAAGAUCCGCGCAGAGUUCGAGAAGCAUCGUUUCGUUCAGGAUCUACCCGUCAUCGACAUGCUUCUGUUCAAGGGCCACUCAGAAUACCAGGAGACUGCAAACUUCUGGAAACAAAAGACCCACGUUAUGAGAUACUUCAUGGAGGAAGAGUCCCCAGCACGCCGUUUGCCAGAUACUUUCUUGGGCAGGUUCCUGGAAGGAAAGAACUGA